Pararge aegeria (speckled wood butterfly) is the source of this 2788-nucleotide messenger RNA. RefSeq names its product zinc finger protein 569-like. Gene Ontology annotation, cellular component: nucleus. Gene Ontology annotation, biological process: regulation of transcription by RNA polymerase II. Gene Ontology annotation, molecular function: DNA-binding transcription factor activity, RNA polymerase II-specific; zinc ion binding; RNA polymerase II cis-regulatory region sequence-specific DNA binding. The transcript is spliced from 8 exons. The record is from RefSeq and is a predicted model, not a curated record. Bases 205 to 2601 code for a protein of 798 amino acids. NCBI's taxonomy places the organism in Eukaryota, Metazoa, Arthropoda, Insecta, Lepidoptera, Nymphalidae.
UUUUUGUUCAUACCAUCCACAAUCACAAAAUCAUAGACCAAAUAAAUUGGUACCUAGGUAUACAAUAUACAAACAAUAAAUCACAACAAAAUAGUAUUUUUUACGUAGACUAGGAAGAAAAUACACGCAACAAAGCAUAAAGAACCCGUAUCCAGACUCCAGAGUAAUCUUGCCGUGCAGACAGUUUCAGGAAUAUCUUCGAAUAUGCAUUGUUGUGUGCCUUUUUGUAAAAACACUACCGACAACUCCGGCAAAUCAGAUGGAAUCCGUUUUCUUGAUUUUCCGGGCAAAGGCUUUUUGAGAUCUGCAUGGCUCCUUGCCCUGGGCAUGGAAGCCAGAGUUCAGACCCACGCAGUGGUCUGCUCCCGACACUUCCUGCGCGAGGAUUUAUUGUCCGAAGAGCGUGGCGGAAGGCUCCUUCGCGCCGGCGCCGUUCCUACUACAAUUCAGGUUUGCUCAAUAUGCCUCGACACUGACAGCAAAAUGUUUUCAAUGAGUAAAUACAACUUGGAAGAUGCAUAUGAACACUUAACUGGACAUGCUUUGUGCGAUGGAGGCAACCUGAAACAUAUACUUUGCUUUGAAUGUGCCCAGAGGUUGAAGAACUUUAAUAAAUUCAGAGACAAGAGUUUGAGAGCCCGUUCGCUGAUGCUGGACUUAGUUGAGAAACAUGAAGUGAUAACGAUACAUCACAUAUCGCAACUAAGCCAUGCGCGGAGCUCACUAAAGUCCAACCUGGCUUGGCGGAACCUGAGCGAGGAGCCAAGCGGCCCCAUUGAGCUGGAAGACAGUUCAGACGAGCAGACAGACGUAAAGACUGAAAGCGCAUGCUCGGAGCCCGACCAGAGUGAAGAGUUGGGGUUGGAGUCGGAUCUUCAAGUUAGAAGGAACAGUUCAGACGCGCACGCAGAGGAUAAGUUUAAUGCCGCGACAGACGAGAGUAUCCCUAAUGAUUACAUCCAAGACGAGGAUAUCCCAGGUGAGCACAUAGCAGACAAGCAAUUAUCAGAUGAACACAUGCCAGAUGAGUAUAUUCAAGAAGAGAAUAUUCUAGAUGAUCACAUAGCAGAUAAGCAUAUCCCAGAUGAACAAAUAGUAGAUGAGUACAUCCCAGAGGUGCAUAACCCAGAAGAACACAUAGGAGAUGAGUACAUUCAAGACGAGUAUAUCAUAGAUGACCACAUCCAAGACGAAAAUCUUCCAGAUGAACACAUAGCAGAUGAAUACAUCGAAGUGGGGUAUAUUCCAGAUCAGCAAAUCUUAGAUGCCCAUAGCACAAAUGAGUACAUGGGAUAUACUCCUCUUGGAGAGGAGGAUAUCCCAGAUGAGCCCAUAACAGAUGACCAUGUCGCAGAUGAGCACAUCCAAGGCGAGGAUAUCGUAGAUGGACAUAAUAUCCCAGAUGACCAUACCGCAGAUGAGUACUUUCAAGACGAGGAUAUUUCAGGCGGGAAAUUAUCAGAUGAGCAUCACCCUAACGAGGAUUGUGCAUAUGGCGCCGGCGUAACCCCACUCAGCGACGAUAUCAACUUGCCGAACGGCGACUUGGACGAGCCUGCUAUAAAAAGAUCGCUUGAUAAAGAGAGCGCGCAAGUGUCGCUGGCGCCGCUGAAACACACAGAGUGCAGUGUGGAAUACUCCAGCACACUUAAUAACAAAGAGCACCCGCGCACAAGGUUUCACACGACAUUGCCGCAGUGUACUAACAGGUACCCUAGGCGUGCGGAACGAUCCAGCUAUACGCGCAGCGUUUCCUCUGCCAGUGAGCGGACUCGUCACACAAAACUACUACAGCGCUCUGUGCACAAGACAUCGCCGCGUUACUCCGGCCGGCUCGCUCUUCGAGCUAAAAGGUCCAAUGGGGGUCGUAACGCUUCCUCUACCGUUACAUCAUUAGCAACACCAGAACAAGAUAGAUCGCCGACAACACCGAAAACCAACAAUUACUCAAAGAAUUCUAAUAUUAUUGAGGGACAAAAGUACAUUUGUGACCUUUGCCAAAAGGAGUUCCAACAGAAAUGUGUUUUAGUUAAACACAUUAUGCACCACUCUAAACAAAAAUUACACACGUGUAACAUAUGCCAAUAUCAAUCAAAGUAUAGUGGUAAUUUAAUAAAACAUGUUAUGACACACACAGGUGAGAAACCAUUUUCAUGUAGGUUAUGCCAAUAUAAAUGUACCAAAAAAUGUAAUUUAGAGAGGCACAUGAGAUCCCACACUGGUUUGAAACCUUAUGAAUGCAAGAUCUGCAAAUAUAAGUGUACCAUAAAGAGCAAUUUAAUGAGCCACAUGAGAACACACACGGGUGAAAAACCUUAUGCUUGUAAGGUAUGCCAAUAUAAAUGUUCCCAGGGUAGUACUUUGGCGAGCCAUAUGAGAACUCAUAUUAUUGAGAAACCUUAUGCAUGCGAGCUAUGCGAAUAUAAAUGUGCUAAAAGGAGUAAUCUAACGAGGCACGUUAAAUCUCAUCCUGGUUUCGAACCUUAUGCUUGUAAGAUAUGUCAAUACAGAGGUUCUAAAAUUAGCAAUUUAGUGAGCCAUAUGCGAACUCACAGUCGAAAAUUAGUAGUUGGCAAAUUAGAAAAUAGUUAUAUAGUUUAAUGUUUUAACUUCAGGCUUCAUUCUGACUUUCUUCAAAAGCAGCAGGUUUUUUUAAUGUAUGUUCAAACAUAACUGUCAUUUAUAGACGGAUUUGCGAAAUUAUUUUUGUGUUCCAAAGGGGUUAAUUCCGGAAAGGGGUAAUUUAGGUAAAUCGAUAAUAACCAACUUAAGAUAAGAUCAUUGUGGC